UUGAAUAGCAGGUCAGUCUGCUUCGACUUAAAAGUCCAGAUCCCGUGAUCAUCCCGAAUGUAUGGUGAGUUCCAGUAUGUGACGCUGUUUCGUCAGGUAACCUUCAGCCCUGAAGCUCAAGUGCGAAUUCAGUCAGAGCGAACACACCCAUGUGUGACAACUGGGCUGACGCCGUUUGCCCGCCUGUCAUAUCCGCUCUAGCCUCUCUGUAUUGGUGACACACGGUAAACGCGGUGUCAGUUUACUCCUCGACUCUCAUAUUCCUUAGCCGCAAAUGUCAGAGAUCCGGACCUUGAAGUCUGAAUUCCGUGUGCUCACCAUAAUACUAACAUGCGUCUGCCUUCGGGAGGAUCGAGGAUCGUCGAUGCUCACUGCACUACUUUAGAAUGUAAAAGACUGUAGAGAACAUGGAAAGAUAACCAUUUUUUUUGUAGUGCUGUAUUUUAAUUUUCAAAAUAACCUGUACACAUGUCGGUUCCAUUUUUGACACCGUUUUAUUUUUCUUCUGGUCUUUCUCCUCACUGGGAUUCUAACGUGGCGCCUUGACUAACUGCUGACAUGGCUUUAUGAUAGAGUACCGAUGGAGACUCAGCUCGAAGUGAUCCACCGGUUAGGUACAGUAGCAGUCACGAGUUACUUACAAGUAUCUCGUAUUUGCAGCAACACUAUAAGACCUUGAAAUCAUUCCUCAUCUCAACUAUUAGCUGAAAGUCUCACUCUGAACAAAAGCUGUGGUUGCUGAUAAUGCCCCAUUCCCGAGUGCAGCUGGUGGUGACAGGAGAUGACUUUGGCUAUUGCCCAAGGAGGAAUCGUGGCAUUGUAGACUGCUUCCUGCACGGGGCCAUAUCCAAUGUAUCUCUGCUAGUAAAUGCUGCCUUUGCAAAAGAUGCUGCAGAACUGGCGAAAAGGCAUAACAUUCCCAUUGGACUCCAUGCCAAUCUAUCAGAGGGCCUCCCCAUUUGUGAAAAACUCCAGAAGGGGUCCUCACUUCUUAACCAGGAUGGGUUCUUUCAUGGCAAAAUGGGAUUCAGGAAGAUGUUACAGGAGAUGCAGCUAAACAUGUCAGAGGUAGAACAGGAGCUAACAGCCCAAGUGGAGCUGUUCCAGGAGCUGACUGGUCAUUUGCCCCAUCACAUGGAUGGACAUCAGCAUGUGCACGUGCUUCCAGAAGUGCGAGACAUCUUUGCUCGAGUGCUGUCAUCUCACCAAAUCAAAUUCACACGAGUUCCCAUUGAGCUUGGACUUCACGGCUGCAGCUGGGUUGAGCCCCACCUUAAAGACUUUUACCUGCAAGUGGAGAAAGAUUCACUAAACUCUGUUGAGGUGUUUAUAAAACAUGACAUCAGGUGGCCUGAUGCAUACAUUGGCCUGACAACCAUGGGAAAAAAUAUGUCUGUAAGCCGACUAAAAAAUGCCCUGCAAUGUAGCAUGGACACAAUUUUACGCAGGGAAAUCAGAGCAGAUGCCACUGCACCAUCGUUGAUUGGCACCCCCCUGCAGCCCCGAUGUGUUACCAUGGAGCUGAUGGUCCACCCAGGUUAUCCUAGCCUCCCGGAAGAAGGCGGCUGCGGAGAAGGCCCAGAUGACUUUUCACAGUCUCCAGAGCGAUUGCACGAAUUUCAUACCUUGAACAGUUCUGAGCUGCUAGAGUUUUACAAGAAGAAGAAUUUGCAAAUUUGUGCUUUUAAAGAUCUUUAUAAACCACCUUUUUCACUUUUAAAGUGAGCUGGUCUUUUAGGAACGAUUGAAGGCAAAAAAAAAAAAAAAAUUCUCACCUUUCAGGUUUUGCACAUAGUUAUUACAUAACUUUUCUAAUUUAUAAAGGUGCUGGUAACAGGUUGAUAAAUACUAUUUUUUGUUAAUCUAUACAGUACAGCAUUUCAGUUCUUCACAAUUUGUUUUGUAUUGACUUGUUAGUCACCCUACUUCUCCUAUGAAGGAUUGUUUUGAGGCAGUGUUGAAACAAGAACAUGUAAAUGGCAGCGGUUGUGGGCUAGGUUCAGUUCUUUCUUUUAAGUUGACUGCCUGGACUGCUGUGCAUAUUUAGUUUACCUGGCAAGCCCCUAGUUCUUUCUCUUGACUUAGAAUGCUACCAACCAUUCAUUGCCCUUCAAUUAUAAACACACACACGCCCCACUAAUGUAAUGCACCAUUCUUGUUUCUUUUGAUCAGUAUUUGCUACUCUUGCUUGGCACACACUUCUCCUCCUACUUUACUUUGUUAACCUGAAACAAACUACAAAUGAUCUCCCCAAUUGCAGUUGGUUUAGCAAACUUACACAUCCACACUGCUGCUAAUUGCUGUAUCAUGGGAGAUAGUAAUUGUGACAGGGAAAGUCAAGAGUACAUGAAGUGGACAAAGGACUUCAUGAAAAAGGGUGUUGUGAAAUUCUUGAGCUUUCUCUCUUGGCUAAGGUGAACACACUUAAGGAAACCACAGUGUCUUCAAAGAGUUUAUGGCAGAUGGUCAAAUUCAUUUCAUAUAUUUAGCUAUUUAAUAUUUAUGUAUUACAGUAUAUAUACACACAUUAUCCAACCCCAAAGCAAUUUUUUUUAAAAGAAAAACAUAAGUAAAAUGUAUUCCAAUUUUUAUGAGAAUGCAAACUCUUUAUACUCUCAGCCAGUGGCACAAUUCUGUAUAUAAAUUAUAUGGGGUGGUCAAGAUUUACGAUGUAAUGCACUUUAUACCAACAGCCUUGUCUACACAAGGGAACAAGGUUGUAAUUGACAGAGUUUCUUCAUUAUCUAUGCCCAACAUCCCUAUUUUUCAAUGCUUACCCUUCCAAACCACACAAGGAUAAAGGAACUUGUGUAUGUGAAGUACUAAAUCAUGGGUUGUUGAUAAGUGAAUGCCUGUAAGUGGUAACCUAUGUUAGAAGUAGUAUGCACAUGUGUGGAUAAGACUGUUGCCGAAAAGGUAAGAGUUUCUCCCCAGCUGUGUCCUGUUUAAUCAUGCUUACGGUCCUGCUAUCUUGGGGUUCAACAUAUCUUGGUUGUAUUAAGGCAAUAGCUGUACAUGCACAUACAGUAUAUCAUGACAACACCACCUAGUGAACAUUAGUGUGCUUUAUUUGCAUGCCAGUUUUUCCGUUAAACGUUACUUUGUCCACUGCACUUCAGUGAACAUGCAGUUUCCAGAGACAGUUUAGGUAUGAAGAGUCUGUUUCAAGCUUUGUGUGGCUGGAUAACCCCACAAAUGAAUGUCUAAAAGGCUGUCUAUUCCUCUGUUCACCAAAUGUACUUGACAGGCAUUCUGGCCGUUUGUUUACCACAGUUAAGGAAAUGAACAGCAUUGACACAAGUACUAUUUUGUGUGAAAUUUAUCCAAAGGAAAAUGUGAUUGAGUUUGUUAACUACUGUUCAAGCCUGAAUGCCUGUAAUGUUCACUACACGAACAGAGUACACAAGUCCUGGUAAAGUUAACUCAUUUUAGGAAAAGAAUGAAAUUUACCUUAAAAACAAUAAACACAGUGUCUAUAAAUAUGUCUUGUGAUGUUAUGAAAUGUGUUUUAAGAUAGAAUGCUACAUUUCCAAAACGAUUGUACCUCAAAACAGUAGCAAGACAACUAACUUCUAAAGUAUACUAAUAUUUUACAAUAAAAAUACUACUGUGGCACAGUUGCAGUGGGUAGCAUG
This is a messenger RNA of Polypterus senegalus (gray bichir), 3635 nucleotides long. It is a transcript of the gene ydjc, whose product is annotated as YdjC chitooligosaccharide deacetylase homolog. Lineage: Eukaryota; Metazoa; Chordata; Cladistia; Polypteriformes; Polypteridae. The transcript is spliced from 6 exons. The coding region runs from base 745 to 1725 and encodes 326 amino acids. The record is from RefSeq and is a predicted model, not a curated record. Gene Ontology annotation, biological process: carbohydrate metabolic process. Gene Ontology annotation, molecular function: deacetylase activity.